Papaver somniferum (opium poppy) is the source of this 1734-nucleotide messenger RNA. RefSeq names its product suppressor protein SRP40-like. The record is from RefSeq and is a predicted model, not a curated record. The coding region runs from base 517 to 1305 and encodes 262 amino acids. NCBI's taxonomy places the organism in Eukaryota, Viridiplantae, Streptophyta, Magnoliopsida, Ranunculales, Papaveraceae. The transcript is spliced from 4 exons.
GAACCUGAUGACAGAGUUCUAAUUGAUCUUUUACUUUUUUGAUUUUCUUUUCUUAUAUACGAAAAGAAAUGUAAUGUAAUGUAAUGGUGGUGUCCACGACAUAGAAGUAGAAGGCAGUCCGGUUAACGUGGAGAUAGUUGAGUGCGGCAACCACCUUAAGCAGGCAGGGACAAUCACGUGAAAGCAAACGUGCUACUCACCAUAAACUUACUUGGUGCUACUAAACCGCGUUAUUCUGGUGUAGAGUAAUCCUAAUCCUACUACCCAUCGUUUCAUAUGGAAACGUCUUAAAAAACCAGUAUCUGCCAGGUCAUGCAGGAAUUUCCAUGGGAAUUUCUAUGGAAUGAAUUGAUUAGGAUUUUCAUUUUGUUGCUGUUGGUGACAACAACAAUAAAAUAAAAUAAAAACAAGAAGGAUCUUUCCACCAAGAACACAGGCAGAAACAGUUAUCAUCAUCAAACUUUUUUUUUUUUUUUUUUGAUUUGGUAAUCAUAGAAUAGAAUAGAAUAUAAUAGAAUGGCUCCAUCAACAAAGAAGAAAAAAGCAGCAAUAAAAAGAAGAAAAAAAAGGGCUUUAGCAGCUAAUAUCCAGCCUUCUUCUCCAACUAACUCUCAACAGCAAGAAGAAGAAGAAGGAGAUGAUGAUUUGAAAACCCAUGAUGAGAAACAAACAACAAAUGGUCAUAUAAAAAUUGAAACAUCUAGAAAUCAAAGUCAUUAUAUUGAGACAGAAAAAGAUAACAAACCCAACUUUGAAGGAUCUUUUGAUAGUGUAAAAAUAUCAAACGAAGAAGAGAUGGCUGGUGAUAAAGAAAUUGGAGACUCUGAAAGUGGAAAGGUCCAUAUUGAGUUUCCAAAGGAAUCUGGCAAAGGAGGUUCCUCCUCUAGUUCCUCGUCCGAUAGUAGUUCUGAUGAUGAAUCAGAUGUAGUUAAGAAAAUCCGAUCAUCCAAGAAGAAAGUAUUAGAAGAGUUCAAGGAUGGGAUGGCCGGGAUUACCAAUGCGUUUUCUGGAAUUCUUCCGUCUGAGGAUUCCGUAGAAAAGAUUGUUUCUUCCGUCGAAGAGAAAAUUGAAGGUGCCAGUUCCAUAUCCGUGCCUUCCAAUGAAACUGAAGACAAGACUUUGCCGGCGUCCGUUGCACCCAGUGUUGACACUAGUUAUGGUGGUGGUGACAGCUCUAAAGUGCCCGAGACUCCUGAUAGCCCAGAAAAAGAGGAACUUUUGCCAAUUGUUCCAACAAUUGUGCAGCCAGCUUCGUGGAAGAGUUGCUGUGGAUUAUUUGAUGUUCUAACAGGCUCUAACAGAUGAUGACUACAAGAAAAAUGCAUCUUGACUCAUACUGGAGAUCUGAAACCAAACUGAUUAGCAGAUGAAGCUUAUAUGUGAACGUGUGGCUGUUUGGCGUGUUUGUAGUUUGAGCCUACAGAGGUACCAGACUUGCAGUACUGUGAAGGAGGACAUUUGAGUUUGUUGAUUAGGAUUUUUUCCUGAAGAAUAUCGGGCAAAAGGACUGACAACGCAAGGACUGUGGUUGACGAUAAUGACGCAGUUGAGUAAAAUGUCUAUUCUUGGUAGUUGUCAUGAUAGUCAGUGAUUCAGCAUAACAGCAAUUGAUUUGUUUGUGUCUUUCUUUUUUCAGAGUAAUUUGUAAUCUUGUUUUGCCUGAUAUCCGUAUAUACUCCUAUAUCAAUGUAUUGCCCGUCGUGUUCUCGGGAGAGAAAUUUUGAUUUUCUUUUA